AGUGAAUGAGGUGUGACGCAGAAAUGGUUAAUGGGCGGACAGGCAGCAGCAGGAGCAGGUGGAGAGACGAUGAGCAGAGCAGUGCUGUGUGCCGACAGCUGGGGAUGAGCAGUGGAGAAGUAAGCAAUGAUUGCUGUUCCCUAAUUGGCACUACAGAAGAUUAGAUUGUUGCAAGUGCAAGCUACAGUCAGGUUUUAAAGAAGAUUAGAGGCAUGGUUUCUCAGUCUGUCUGUGUCGUUGAACGGGGCUCUGGUGAAUAACACUUAAUAAACUCUCGUCGAAGUCAGCGGACAGAGAAAACGCAUUUAUGGGAAAUGAAUGUGACCAGGAAACGGCAACCUGAGCUGAUCGAACGACCGGCCAGCCUUUUUGUUCAGACUUCGACAAAAUCUGGAAUUGCUUUGCUGUACAAUGAGGAGACCAACAAUACCUACGACGUCUGCCUGAAACUGACCAGAGAGGCAUUAACCAUACAGAAGCUGGAUGUGGUCUGCACAAGUCGAAGUGAAUCCCAAGUAAAUAAACUCCCACUUUCUAAAGCACAGAACUGUUGUACUGCGAAGACAGGCGACUGGCGGUCUGGGCUUAAGCAUCAAAGGAGGUGCGGAGCACAAUGUGCCUGUGGUUAUUUCAAAGAUUUUCAGAGAUCAACCGAUCAGACGGGGAAACUAUUUGUUGGAGACGCCGUGUUGCAGGUCAAUGGCAUAAAUGUAGAGCAUUGCAGUCAUGAGGAAGUCGUUCACCUCUUGCGUACUGCUGGAGAUGAGGUCACCAUCACUGUUCGGUAUCUGCGAGAAGUCCCAUCAUUUCUAAAACUGCCUCUAGGCUCUCCCGGGCCGUCCAUAGACCACAGCAGUGUGUCUUCUCCACUCUUUGACAGUGGCUUACAUUUAAAUGGAAACAACACAGCUCCAUCACCCCCUUCGCCCUCAGCUAAUGAACCAAAGUAUGAGAAGCGCUGGCUGGAUGCUGUCUCCUUGCCCUUGUUGAUGGCCAGAGUCUCCAGAUACAAAGCUGGCACAGAUAGAUUGAGGUCCAACUGUUUCGAAGUCCUCACCUUGGAUGGAGCCAGCACCAAUAUUCUUCAAUUUUGCACCGCGACAGAAAGCACAGACUGGCUCCAAGCAAUAUCUACAAAUAUCAACGAUUUGACACAGGAGAAUAUAAAGAUAAUCAACAAAUACAGCUCUUCAGAUGAUCAGAUUGUUCAUGUGGGCUGGACAUGUGAAAGCCCAGAGGACAGUGCUGGUGGUAGAACUUGUGCAUUCAAGUUUCUGGCACUGAGAGGACCGUAUUUUUAUAUCUUCAGAAGUCCACCGAUCAGUGCCGCUGACUGGGGACAAGCUGAAACGACAUAUAACCUCACUGAGAUGCUUUUCAAGGUUCACAAGCUGUGGAUGGCCGAGGACUGCUGGCUCCAGGCGAGGCUCUACUUGGGGCUGGAGCAUUCGCCUGAGCAGCAGGAUAAUGAGUCUCUGUGCUUCAGUAUUCUGGUCGGCCACGGCCAGAGCCACACCUUCAGGGUAGAGCUGGCCACUGACCUGGCCAUGUGGGAGAAGUCCUUCCAAAGAGCUGUCUUCUUGGAAGUGCAGCGAAUACGAUCCAAAAGCUACACAUGCAGCAGUCAGGGGAGCAUAUUGUGCUUCACCAUAGAUUUUGGUUCAGGGUUCACCUGCUCCAACCGCACUUCAGAGGUUAUACUGUGGCGAUAUAAGUUCUCUCAACUGAAAGGCUCCUCUGAUGAUGGGAAAACCAGGGUAAAACUCCUUUUCAAGAAUGCUGAAAGCAGGCAAAUAGAAAUGAAGGAACUAGAAUUUGCUAAUCUGACAGCCGUCCUCCACUGCAUACAUUCUUUUAUUGCUGCCAAAGUGGCCUCCAUGGACCCUCUCUUUAAAUGCAGUCAAAGCUUCCUUGGAAAUGACAUGAACAGUUAAAAAAAACACCUUGUCAUCAUCAUGUGCGCCUGAGGCCAAUCAGCAGUAUUUCAUGCACAGAGCCAGUUGAUAUGUAUAUCAUGUUCUUGCUAUUUUUUAUAUGAACUACUGAAGAGAAAUAUUUGUAAAAGACUGUAGAGGUAAAUGUAUGAAAUGGAAAGAGAAUGUUAAAUGUUUGACAAGUAGAAAAAAAAGAUUGAUAGUUCUUCCAUUUUUUUUCUCCCAUUACAUUACUGGCACUGAUUCUGAUAGGUUUACUUGUCUACCAGGUCACUUAUAGUACUGUAGCUUCCAUGUGGUAUGCAACUGCAAAUAUUUGACAAUGUGAAAUGGAUUCCCAAAUAUAGCAACUGCCAGUGUAUUUAGCAGAAUGUCUAUGAAGAAUUUUGAUGUACCUACACCUAGUAAGUAUAGUGG
Molecule: messenger RNA, 2351 nt
Organism: Monopterus albus (swamp eel)
Lineage: Eukaryota; Metazoa; Chordata; Actinopteri; Synbranchiformes; Synbranchidae
Gene: sntg2
Product: syntrophin, gamma 2
Exons: 17
Coding region: 315-1934 (539 amino acids)
Cellular component (GO): intracellular anatomical structure; dystrophin-associated glycoprotein complex
Molecular function (GO): structural molecule activity; protein binding
Source: RefSeq, a predicted model, not a curated record